Drosophila eugracilis is the source of this 1366-nucleotide messenger RNA. Its product is annotated as guanine nucleotide-binding protein subunit beta-like protein 1. The transcript is spliced from 3 exons. The record is from RefSeq and is a predicted model, not a curated record. Bases 80 to 1051 code for a protein of 323 amino acids. Gene Ontology annotation, molecular function: protein binding. Lineage: Eukaryota; Metazoa; Arthropoda; Insecta; Diptera; Drosophilidae.
UCCCACAACGGUCACACUACCACGAGACCAAACAAAAACAAACUCAUUUAAGUUAAUUAAUUUAAAUAAAUUUUAAAAUAUGGCUGUGCUACCACCAGAUCCUGUAUUCAGCCUGCGAUCUCCGGAUAUGGGAGCUGUGAAUUCGCUAUGUUUCCAGGAAAACGAACGACUGUUGGCGGGAACAGUUAAAGGCAGUGUUUUCCUUUGGGACUUACAGACCAACCGCUGCGCCCUGCACUUUGAGGUAGGAUCCGACCCAAUAACAAACCUACAUCACACUCCCGAUCGACUGGUGACCCAGGAGAAGGGCGGAACCAUCACAAUGUUCUCAAUCGGUGGCAGUAGCUACGUUAAGGAGCGCAGCAUUCCGGUCAACCAUAUGGGCUUCUGCCGAUCUGCCCUGCACACGGGCACUAGCAACACUAACGAACAGCUGCUGUUCUAUCCAUGCGAGGAAUCAUCCAUCGGAGUGCUACACGUGACAGAUGCGGCAGCUCCCACCCAAAUGCUGGUCCCAGAUGAUCCCCAACUCCCCAAAUUGGGCAGUGUCACCUGCUUUAAGCCUUUUGAGUGCGCUUCACAGUUAUUUCUGCUGGCUGGGUAUGAGAGUGGGCACUUCCUUACCUGGGACAUCAGUUCUGGCGUCAUAGUAGAUGUGCUUGAGCUAGCAGUAGAUGCCACGUCAGUGGACUAUGACCCAGUCACUAAUCGCGGCAUUGUGGGUAGUCCGACUGACAAACUAAUUAGUUUCAGUUACCAGCGUCCCUCGAUGCAAUUGCAGCGUGGCUCAGAAAUAUGCAUCAAGAAUCCGGGUGUGAACUGCGUUCGGAUUCGCUCCGAUCAGAAAGUGUUUGCCAGUGCCGGCUGGGACGGACGUAUUAGGAUCUUCUCCUGGAAGAGCCUUCGGCCCUUGGCCGUUCUAACGCAGCACAAGAACGGCGGCGUAAUGGACCUGGCCUAUUCCAGCCAACCGGUGGCCAUGUGGCAUGCUCCUAUCAUGGCGGCGGCAGGCAUGGACAGCCAGAUAUCAUUGUGGGACCUCUACAACUGAGCUAUCAUUUAGUCUUAAGUGUUACAAUGUCUGAUCCAAAUUCCCUAGACUGCAACGGUUCAGAAAUCCUCUUGAAAUAGCUUUACGUUUACAAGUAUUUUUGUAAUAACCUUUGGAUGUUUGCUUCGGUUCAGAAAUGGUUAAUGAAUUUGGUUACUGUUGAGGCCAAUUAAAAGUGUUGGCAACAUAUCUUCUUAGGUGCCUGCAGCUAUUUUGGUAAUAUUAAGUAAAUUGAAUUCAAUUUUGGUACCACUUGAAGGAAGAAUGGAUAUUUUUAUGAAGUAUAUCUUAUUAAAGGUUAUAUUAUAUUACUAA